This is a messenger RNA of Myotis brandtii (Brandt's bat), 864 nucleotides long. RefSeq names its product tripartite motif containing 25 (gene TRIM25). The coding region runs from base 1 to 849 and encodes 282 amino acids. The record is from RefSeq and is a predicted model, not a curated record. Lineage: Eukaryota; Metazoa; Chordata; Mammalia; Chiroptera; Vespertilionidae. The transcript is spliced from 5 exons.
AUGGCGGACCUGUCCCUGGCCGAAGAGCUGACGUGCUCCAUCUGCCUGGAGCUCUUCAAGGUGCCGGUCACCACCCCGUGCGGCCACAACUUCUGCGGGUCGUGCCUGGACGAGACGUGGACCGUCCAGGGCGCGCCGUUCCAUUGUCCGCAAUGCCGCACCUCGUACCCGCUUGGCUUUCGGGGUCGAGUUAGUGUGGCCUUGGACUCUGCUUCUGCUCUUUCAUUCAAGGACAAGCUGAGGUAUAAACUGACAGUCAUGUACGGUCAGAUCAACGGUGCCACGAGAGCGCUGGAGGAUGUGAGAGCCAGGCAGAAGGAUGUGCGGGAGGCUGCUCAAAAGAAGAUAGAACAGCUUAGACAAGAAUACUUGGAAAUGAAGGCGCUCAUUGACGCCUCCGAGGCCAGCUCCACGCGGAAGAUAAAGGAGGAGGAGAAGAGGGUCAGCAGCAAGUUCGACAAUAUUUACCAGAUCCUCCUCAAGAAGAAGGCAGAGAUGCAGACCGUAAAGGAGGAGAUUGAAGCUGCCCUGACCAAGGGGGGCGAGUUUGAGUUUCUGGAGAAAGCGGCACAACUGCAGGCGGUCUCAACGAAGCCAGUCUACGUCCCCAAGGUGGAGCUGAAUCACGAGCUGAUAAAGGGCGUCAGCCAGAGCACCGCGGACCUCAAAACCGAGCUGAAGCGGUGCCUCAGGAAGCCCGAGGAGCCCCUCACCUCAGGUAACCAUCCGCACCUCCCCACGGACCCCACUGAGACCCCUGACUCUGGAUGGGUCCCCUCAGCAGUUUGGGGUGCAAGAGAGGGCCGUGAUCCAGAGCACUGGGACUUAGUUUCAGGGGUCCUGCCAUGAAGACUCCCAGUACCU